AUGCUUGGUCUUAUCAGCGACGAUGAAGGGUUUGGACAAAGGCCAAAAUCGGCGAGACAGGUGUAUGCUGCCAGUCUCGACAUGUGGUGGUUGCAGGAGGAAAUUAUAACGACUCCCGAGCUAAGCCAGUGCUAUGAUUGCGCGGCGUCGGGCCUGUGGUUGAAGAUGUGUUUCACGACGAGUCCGAGCGUAGUGCAGAUCAGACGGGAGCAGGACGACGUCUCGCUGAACCCCGGAAACCUUGGGGCUCUGACGGCUCAGAUAGAGUGCGCCGUCCCGUGA
Molecule: messenger RNA, 282 nt
Organism: Alternaria burnsii
Lineage: Eukaryota; Fungi; Ascomycota; Dothideomycetes; Pleosporales; Pleosporaceae
Exons: 1
Coding region: 1-282 (93 amino acids)
Source: RefSeq, a predicted model, not a curated record